Molecule: messenger RNA, 1719 nt
Organism: Macrosteles quadrilineatus (aster leafhopper)
Lineage: Eukaryota; Metazoa; Arthropoda; Insecta; Hemiptera; Cicadellidae
Product: E3 ubiquitin-protein ligase RNF185-like
Exons: 6
Coding region: 188-754 (188 amino acids)
Biological process (GO): ubiquitin-dependent protein catabolic process
Cellular component (GO): endoplasmic reticulum
Molecular function (GO): ubiquitin protein ligase activity; metal ion binding; ubiquitin-like protein conjugating enzyme binding
Source: RefSeq, a predicted model, not a curated record
AUAAGUUAGUUAAGAAGAAGUAAGUAAUCAAGUAAAUAAAUGCCCUGCCUGUAAAAUUUGUCAGUAGUAUGAUGGCAUUGACUUGGCUAUUUAAUCAAAUAUCACAGUGAUGAGUUGAUAACGUAACGUGAUUUAGUUAUAAUUUUUGCAAGCGUCUUGAGAAAUAAAUAACUUGAAGGGGUCAAAAAUGGUAAUUGAAGCAGAGGCAACUACUUCAGGCUCUUCCUCAAGGGAGAGAAAGGAUUCUAAUGAGGAUAAAGAAAAGGAUGAGCGAAUGUUUGAGUGCAAUAUAUGCUUGGAUACAGCAAAGGAAGCUGUUGUCAGUAUGUGCGGUCAUUUGUUUUGCUGGCCUUGUCUUCACCAGUGGCUGGACACAAGACCCAAUAGACAAGUCUGUCCCGUAUGCAAAGCUGCAAUAUCCAAGGAAAAGGUGAUCCCGCUGUAUGGCAGAGGCAGCUCAAAACAAGAUGACCCUAGGAACAAGACACCACCUAGGCCUCCAGGCCAGAGAUCUGAACCAGAAAAUAAUGGGGGCUUCCCAGGAUUUGGAUUUGGAGAGGGAGGUUUCCAUAUGUCUUUUGGGAUUGGAGCAUUUCCAUUUGGGUUCUUCACUUCAUCAUUCCAAGUUGGGGACAGAACUUUUGGCCAUGUUGCAGGUCAGAGAGGACUGACUCCAUUUGAAGAUGAACAGUUCAUGUCCAAGGUGUUUUUGUGGGUCGCAAUCCUGUUUGUGUGUUGGCUUCUUCUUGCAUAGUGCUGCCUUCCCCUAUAUUGGCAAUACACAUCGCUCACUGUACCAAUUUACUGUGGAAAAUGUUAUAUACCUAAUCUUUAUAAUAUUUAAUAAUUCAAAAUGUGUGUAGGGUGUUUGGAUGAUUUUUAUUACGUCUAAUAUGUAUUAAAAUUAAGUUGUAAUAGUUUAGAUUCUUUAAGAGAUUUUUUUAAAGGAUAUAGUUUGCACUCAAUAUAUUUAAUGUAUGAUUUGCUUUUAUGGAGUAGGCCUAAUCUGAAAUAGUGAGUGUCACAUAUUGAUACCGUAUUUCGUAGACAAUGAGUAAUGGAAAUACUUGGUUCAGAGUUGAGCUUAGGCAGUUUAGCAUGGAGACUGGAGAGUGUAACGUUUACACCACAAGGUCUUGUGGGUAAAUAUCAGGAGAGUUGGAAUUAUAGAGACGCUUUAUCAAAGCCACUAUUGCUGUGAUUGUUAGGAUAACAUGCUAUGUAUAUAGAAAUCACAAUUUGCCACAAAUUGUACAUAAUAUUGAUAUUUAUGAGCCUUGUUAGUCUGUAUUUUGAAUAGGUUUAAGAUAAUUUCAUGUCUUGUAAAAUCCAUUGAGUGGUCAAUACAGUACUUUUCUCUUCAAAAACCAUGUUUUUGGUUUUUUUUAAUUUAUUUCUAAUAGUGCUGCAGUUUACACCAUUUGAAUUACUGCAUUCUCUGGUCCUCUUAUGUUAUUUAUUUUGUUUAUUAUUCUACUCGCUUAUUUCCCAUGUCUUUUUAUUUUAAAUAUUUCAUACCAGUAUGUAUUUUUUUUACUAUUUGUGGCAUUUUGAAAUGUGGGUUGGAUAUCAAAGGAGUGUAAAUAGUCAAUAAUUGUGUACAAAGCAUAUCAUAAUAUUAUGUUAUACACUUCAGUUGCUCACUUGUAGCUAUUAUGUACCAGUAUUUAAUUUUACCUGUUUGUACAACUGAAGUAGGAAUAAAAGUUUGUGAGUUAA